Messenger RNA from Marmota monax (woodchuck), 2857 nucleotides. It is a transcript of the gene Top3b, whose product is annotated as DNA topoisomerase III beta. Gene Ontology annotation, molecular function: DNA topoisomerase type I (single strand cut, ATP-independent) activity; DNA binding. Bases 201 to 2789 code for a protein of 862 amino acids. Gene Ontology annotation, biological process: DNA topological change. The transcript has 18 exons. Gene Ontology annotation, cellular component: nucleus. NCBI's taxonomy places the organism in Eukaryota, Metazoa, Chordata, Mammalia, Rodentia, Sciuridae. The record is from RefSeq and is a predicted model, not a curated record.
CCCGAAGCGGCCGGACCGGAAGUAGGGGUGGCCGGUGGCGCCCCGGGAGCUGCGGCCAGAGCAAGAGCCGCGUUAGGGCUACCGGCAUUAGCAUUGACAAUUGUGUUGAGCCACAGAAGAGCAAUUUCUGAACUUUUGCAUUACUGUUGUUCUGAAACUGGGGUGUUUAGGGCUGAGGACCCUGACAGCCCUGAGCCAAAAUGAAGACUGUUCUCAUGGUUGCAGAGAAGCCAUCCCUGGCACAGUCCAUCGCCAAAAUCCUUUCUCGAGGGAACAUGGCCUCACACAAAGGGCUGAACGGGGCCUGCUCAGUCCAUGAAUACACAGGAACCUUUGCUGGCCAACCAGUCCGCUUCAAGAUGACAUCUGUCUGUGGUCAUGUGAUGACCCUGGAUUUCCUGGGAAAGUACAACAAGUGGGACAAGGUGGACCCUGCGGAGCUGUUCAGCCAAGCUCCAACAGAGAAGAAGGAAGCUAAUCCCAAGCUGAACAUGGUGAAGUUCCUGCAGGUGGAGGGCAGAGGCUGCGAUUACAUUGUGCUAUGGCUAGACUGUGACAAGGAAGGGGAGAACAUUUGCUUUGAGGUCCUUGAUGCUGUUCUGCCUGUCAUGAAUAAAGCCCACAGCAAUGAGAAGACCGUGUUCCGGGCUAGGUUCAGCUCCAUUACUGACACAGACAUCUGUAACGCCAUGGCCCGCCUGGGUGAGCCAGACCACAAUGAGGCACUCUCAGUGGAUGCCCGCCAGGAACUGGACCUGCGUAUUGGCUGUGCUUUCACCAGGUUCCAGACAAAAUAUUUCCAAGGGAAAUACGGUGAUUUAGAUAGCUCUCUCAUCUCCUUUGGGCCAUGUCAGACUCCUACCCUGGGAUUUUGUGUGGAGAGACAUGAUAAAAUCCAAUCCUUCAAACCAGAGACCUACUGGGUGCUGCAGGCCAAGGUUAAUACAGAUAAAGACAAAUCUCUCCUUUUGGACUGGGACCGAGUGAGAGUAUUUGACAGGGAGAUUGCACAAAUGUUUUUAAACAUGACAAAACUGGAGAAGGAAGCUCAGGUGGAGACCACAAGUAAGAAAGAAAAGGCCAAGCAGAGGCCACUGGCCCUGAACACUGUGGAGAUGCUGCGUGUGGCUAGCUCUGCUCUGGGCAUGGGACCACAGCAUGCCAUGCAAACAGCUGAGCGGCUGUAUACACAGGGUUACAUCAGCUACCCACGGACAGAGACCACCCACUAUCCUGAAAACUUUGACCUGAAGGGUUCUCUGCGGCAGCAGGCCAACCACCCCUACUGGGCAGACACGGUGAAGCGGUUGUUAUCAGAAGGUAUCAACCGCCCACGGAAAGGCCACGAUGCUGGAGAUCAUCCUCCUAUUACACCCAUGAGAUCUGCCACAGAAGCAGAAUUAGGGGGUGAUGCAUGGCGGCUCUAUGAGUAUAUCACCAGGCACUUCAUUGCCACUGUUAGCCAUGACUGCAAGUACCUCCAGAGCACCAUCUCCUUCAGGAUUGGUCCUGAGCUCUUUACCUGCUCAGGGAAGACUGUCAUCUCACCAGGCUUCACAGAGAUUAUGCCCUGGCAGAGCGUGCCCCUGGAAGAGAGCCUACCCACCUGCCAGAGGGGUGAUACCUUUGCUGUGGGUGAGGUGAAGAUGCUGGAGAAACAGACAAGCCCACCUGAUUACCUUACUGAGGCUGAGCUCAUCACACUCAUGGAGAAGCAUGGCAUCGGGACUGAUGCCAGCAUCCCUGUGCACAUCAACAAUAUCUGUCAGCGCAACUAUGUCACUGUGGAGAGUGGCCGCCGACUCAAGCCCACCAACCUUGGCAUUGUCCUGGUGCAUGGCUACUAUAAGAUUGAUGCAGAGCUUGUGCUUCCCACCAUCCGAAGUGCUGUGGAGAAGCAGUUGAACCUGAUUGCCCAAGGCAAGGCUGACUACCGCCAGGUCCUAGGCCACACCUUGGAUGUCUUCAAGAGGAAGUUCCACUACUUUGUUGACUCCAUCGCUGGUAUGGAUGAGUUGAUGGAGGUGUCUUUUUCACCCCUGGCAGCCACAGGCAAACCCCUCUCACGCUGUGGGAAGUGUCACCGGUUCAUGAAGUAUAUCCAGGCCAAGCCAAGCCGCUUGCACUGCUCCCACUGUGAUGAGACCUACACCCUCCCUCAAAAUGGCACCAUCAAACUCUACAAGGAACUGCGGUGCCCACUGGAUGACUUCGAGCUGGUUCUGUGGUCAUCAGGUUCCCGGGGCAAGAGCUACCCACUAUGUCCCUACUGUUACAACCACCCACCCUUCCGAGACAUGAAGAAAGGCAUGGGCUGCAAUGAGUGCACACACCCCACCUGCCAGCACUCACUGAGCAUGCUGGGCAUCGGCCAGUGUGUAGAGUGUGAGAGUGGGGUCCUGGUGCUGGACCCCACCUCAGGCCCUAAGUGGAAAGUGGCCUGCAACAAGUGCAACGUGGUAGCUCACUGCUUUGAGAACGCCCACCGUGUUCGAGUGUCUGCCGACACCUGCAAUACCUGCGAGGCUGCCCUGCUCGACGUGGACUUCAACAAAGCCAAGUCCCCACUCCCAGGAGAUGAGACACAGCACAUAGGCUGUGUCUUCUGCGACCCCAUAUUCCAGGAGCUGGUGGAGCUGAAGCAUGCAGCCUCUUGCCACCCCAUGCACCGUGGUGGGCCUGGGAGGAGGCAGGGCCGAGGGCGGGGCCGGGGCCGGCGACCCCCAGGGAAGCCCAAUCCCAAGCGGCCAAAGGACAAGAUGUCAGCCCUGGCUGCCUACUUUGUAUGACAUCCCUGUCCUCCCUUACCCAGACUCCAGUCACUGAAACCAUUAAAAUGCAUUUUGCCUUCUCCAGA